This is a messenger RNA of Acanthamoeba castellanii str. Neff, 975 nucleotides long. Its product is annotated as carbohydrate kinase protein. Gene Ontology annotation, molecular function: ATP-dependent NAD(P)H-hydrate dehydratase activity. Lineage: Eukaryota; Discosea; Longamoebia; Acanthamoebidae. The record is from RefSeq and is a predicted model, not a curated record. The coding region runs from base 1 to 975 and encodes 324 amino acids. Gene Ontology annotation, biological process: metabolite repair. The transcript has 7 exons.
AUGAGCGGUCCAUCUCGUGCUGCGCUGAUUGAAGAGAUUCGAGCGUUCAUCCCGCCGCUGGCGCAGCACCUGCACAAGGGGGCGAGCGGGAAGUUGGGCGUGUUCGGCGGCAGCGCCGAGUACACGGGGGCGCCCUACUUCGUGGCCAUCAGUGCCCUGCGCACCGGGGCCGACCUGGCCCACGUCGUCUGCACCCAGGCCGCCGCCACCGCCAUCAAGUCCUACUGCCCCGACGUCAUCGUCCACCCGCUCCUGCCCAGCCGCUCUUCGUCAUCUUCCUCCUCCGCUGGCGGAGACCUCACGGAGGAGGAGAGGCGAGGGGUCGACGCGGCCAUGGAGCAAAUAGGCGAGUGGCUGCCCAGGUUCACCGGUCUCGUCCUCGGCUCUGGCCUCGGCAGGGACAAGGCAGUGCAACUUUGCGCCAAGAAGAUAAUCGAGCAGGCCAAGGACCGAAAGAUGCCGCUCGUGAUCGAUGGGGACGGCAUUUCCAGCGUCGUCUGCGUGUGGCCAUCGCUCGUCGAGGGCUACAAGGAGGUGGUGUUGACGCCCAACUUUCCCGAGUACCAGCGACUGUGCAAGGCGGCCGGGUGCGAGGAGGACACGCCGGUCAUGGACCUCGCCAGAAAGAUGGGCAACGUGACGAUCGUACAGAAGGGACAGACCGAUAAGAUCAGCGACGGGCGCAUCGUUGUGGAAUGCACGGAAGCGGGAAGCCCGCGGAGAUGCGGUGGGCAGGGCGACAUCACCUCCGGCUCGAUCGGCACAUUCCUCUCCUGGGCGCACGCCUACAAGGAAAAGGACUCGCUCAAGUACCCUCCCAACGUGCUGGCGGGCUACGCGGGCUGCCUGAUGACAAGGGAGGCCAACAAGGCCGCCUUCGCGAAGAAGGGCCGCUCGACCAUCGUGUCGGAUAUGAUCGAGGAGAUCGGACAAGUGUUUGCCGAGUCUCUGGAGAAGCAUGCCAGCUCCCUCUGA